UUUUUAUGUAUCCUAAAUUUGUAGAUAAGCUUUUUUUUUGCUCAGUUAAAACCCCCGUUAUAUAAUUUUAAAUACUGUUUGCUUUGUAUUUUAUAGGGAAGGACAGAAUAAAUAUCUGCGCAGCUAAGUUCAUUUGAAGCGAUUCAUAAUGGGUUUGAAUGAUGAAGAAGUUAAAAAACAAAUUGAUCAUAUGAUGGCCUUUAUCCAUCAAGAGGCGAAAGAGAAAGCAGAAGAAAUUGAUGCUAAGGCCGAAGAAGAAUUUAAUAUUGAAAAAGGGCGUCUUGUGCAGCAAGAAAGGCUUAAAAUUAUGGCUCUCUAUGAAAAAAAAGAAAAACAAAUUGAUUUGCAAAGAAAAAUUGAUCGCUCCAAUUAUCUUAACGUAGCUCGUCUGCGUUUGCUAGAAACACAAAAUCAAUAUAUUCAGGAAAUCCUUGAAGACGCUCGUAGUCAACUUGGUAAAGUUACUAAAGAUAAGAAUCAUUACCAAAAAGUUCUUACUGGUCUUUUGACUCAGUCUUUGUUUCAACUUUUGGAGCCAGUUGCCCAAAUCAGAUGCAGAGAGGCUGAUGUUGAGCUCAUCAAGGUUGCCAAAGAAGAGAGCUUAAAAGCAUACUAUGAAAACACCAAGAAAAGUUGUGAAUUAUCAAUUGACAUGCAACAUUUUUUGAGUCCUGAAUGUGCUGGUGGGCUGGAGCUACUUGCCAAAGAAGGCCGUAUUAAGGUCACAAACACUUUAGAGAGUCGCCUAGAACUUUUGAGCAGACAGAUGCUGCCGGAAAUUCGUGAAACGCUUUUUGGAAAGAGUUCAACACGAAAGUUUUUUGAUUAAAAUAAUGUAAUUUUUUACUACUUAGUUGACAACUGAAGCGAGUAUUUUAAAAAUACCUCGUAAUUUAUUCAAACGAUGUGUCUCUUCAAAUACACAAAGUUAAAUGUAGUUAAACACUUA
Molecule: messenger RNA, 949 nt
Organism: Hydra vulgaris (swiftwater hydra)
Lineage: Eukaryota; Metazoa; Cnidaria; Hydrozoa; Anthoathecata; Hydridae
Product: V-type proton ATPase subunit E
Biological process (GO): proton transmembrane transport
Cellular component (GO): proton-transporting two-sector ATPase complex, catalytic domain
Molecular function (GO): proton-transporting ATPase activity, rotational mechanism
Source: RefSeq, a predicted model, not a curated record